UUAAUUUCAAAUAUAUAAACUGAUAUGGUGAAAAACUUACUUUUAAAAGUACAAAAUUAUGGUGUCUUGUUAAGUGAAAAAUUGAUCUGAGUAGAACUAAAAAUGAAUACUAAUUCUCUUACUAAUCGAUCUAUGAAGGUUGUCCCUACACUAGAAGAAACGUUAAAAAGUAUUGGACUAAACAUAAAACUCGACGAAAAUGUACAAGCUUGGUUCAAUCAGCUGACAAUUACUUGGCUAACAUGGAAAAGAUCUCCCAGUCUUGAACAUCACUUACAAGUGUUUUUUGACACAAACCCUGAUCGGUAUAGAAUAGCACUUGUUUUUGUUGCAAAAUGUAAAGAUUCCAAAGAUUGUAAACCUAAAACACUCCCAUUUUUCAUAAUGGAAAAUUUACAUAAAUGGUCUUGUAAAAGUGAUACAUCACCUGAAGACUGCUUAAAAUUUCCAGCUUUUCGAAUUGCUACAGAACAAAGGAAUCAACAGUAUCUUAAUUUAAUUGUAAAAACAUAUAAAAUCAUAACAAUAAAGGAAACUAUUCUGCCACUUGUAAAAAACAUGUUAAAAAAUGACAAUUGUAAACAAGCUUCUCAAGUGGUUUUAGCAAUGGAGUUAUAUGAAGACAUACCAGUUGAAGAUUUACUGUUUCCACUCAUAAUCCAGGACAAAUGUAACAUGAUAAUUGAAUAUCUAUCAGAAUGUCCAAAUCAAGUGCUGCAAUUAGUACUUUUUUUAGACAAGAUCUUGGAUAAAAACGUCAGUAUACGUGACCUUGUACAAAAAUACAUUUAUGAGUAUAACAUUACUUGUGUUAAUUAUGAAAAAUUACAUCAUAAACCUCUUGGUAAGUUUGUGGGACGUUUAUGCAGCAAGUUUAAUAUCCCAAUCGAAACAUGUAAAAAUCUAUGCAGAAAUCGUACUCUUGGUGGAUUAAGAUACUUAAUACAUCAAAAAUAUGUAGAUCACAAUGUUAGCUUGACAGUAUGGGAUGAUUUAAUAAAAGAUACCUUGAAAGAAAAUUCUGAGCUAGCACUAGAAUUUGUUUAUAUGAUAGUAAAUCACGAUAAAAAGGAGGCUGCAAAGUGGUCUCAAUACUUCAACUUACCAGACACUGAUCUACCACAAUCACUAAAAAAGAUGUCUUUAGAUGCUGUCUCCUCCGUAGAGAAUGAGAAUUGGGAUGAUGAUGGCAAUGAAAACCCAAAUCAAAAUUUUUAUGAAAUAUCCUUGCCAGCAGAUAGAAUUAUUAUUAUAAACACACCUGAAAUGUUAUAUGAACUGACAAAUACAUAUUUAGUUGACUGUAAUUUGGUGAGCAUUGACAGUGAAUGGAAGCCAUCCUUUGGUGCUGCACAAUCACAUGUAGCAUUAAUACAAAUUGCUGUAGAGAACUAUGUUUAUUUAAUAGACACUUUGGCUCUUAAUAAGCCACAGUAUUCAAGUUUCUGGUAUGACUUCAAUAAAUCUCUGCUGGACAAUGCAGAAAUUAUAAAAUUAGGUUUUGGAUUAGAACAAGAUCUGAAACAAAUCAAAGGUUCUGUUGUAGGUUUAAAUAAUAUUAAAGUAAAAGGUGAAGGUUUACUUGAUUUAUCAACUUUGUGGAAAAAUCUCAUAAGUUCUGGUUUAAGCUUACAAAGCAGUAGUGGUACCGUUGGUAACAGUUUGAGCUCAUUGGUAGAAAUAUGUUUUGGUUAUCCUUUACGUAAAUCAGAACAGCGUUCUAACUGGGAAAUUAGACCUCUACGUGAUACACAAAUUCAAUAUGCUGCUAUUGAUGCACAUGUUCUUGUUGAACUGUAUAACUUCUUACAAGAGAAAUGUCUUGAACAAGACAUUAAUUUUGAAGAAAUAUGUAAUGACACAAUGAUAGAUAAGAAGACCAAAUGUGUUAAACAGCUAAAAUAUUCAGAAAAAACUCCAACUGGCUCUGCUAUAAAAGCAAAAUCAGUUGAUGAUGUGAAGUUUUUUGUAGAAGGAAAAUUAAUUAAUUAUAUGCCAUAUUUAAGGUAUUAUGGUAUUGAUACACUGCUUAUACCAGAAACAUUGUUAUGGCAUGAUGUAAUUAAUCAAGCUAUGUUUGAGAAUCGUUAUAUUUUAUUGGCUAAACUUAAGUGCACUCCCAUGAAAACUUACCCACAAAGUUCAAUUUUAGAUGUUGGUAAUGGUUAUGUCACUAAAGAGAAGCUCCAAAAAAUACAGAAUUAUUUUAACAUACAUAUAAAAGAAAGUGAUUUCACAAAACGUUGCAUAAAUUGUAAUGGCUUAGAUUUAGAAAAAUUGACUUCCGAUAAAGUGAGUAAAUUAUGUAGUCAGUAUCAGAAUGUUAGCAGUGUAUCGAGUAAUGUUAAUUAUACUGUUCCUACUGAUGAUGACUAUUACGAAAAAUGUGACAAGUAUCUCAGUGAUUCUGACGAUGAUGACAUUGUUUGUACACCAACACAUAAUUUAUGUGUUACAAGUACGGGAGUAGCCAUUCAAAUACAAAAUGUUCAAAAACUCUCUCAAUCGCCUCAAGCAGCAAUUAUUUGCAACUUUUGCGGUAGAUUGUUUUGGGAUGGUGAUGAUUUGUACAAAACAGUAAUGUCUGUUGCUAAUAGUAGUCUUAAGUGAAUAUUUAGUAUUGUGUAAAGGUACAAACUUACUGAAUUAAAUAUUUUAAGAUGUCAUGAUGACUUGUAGAGGAGUCUUAUUUAAUAAUAUGUAUAAUAUACAUUGUAUAUUAUGAAUUGACUGCAUUUCUGAAUUACAUUUGACUGGAAACCAUUGAUGAAUUCAAGUAAUACUUAUGUGUGUAUCUGUUUGGAUCAUCAAUGGUUUCUGUUUGGAUAGAUGCUCUAAUGGAUGUUAAAACAGACUUUAAAAAAAUACAUUUUUUUAUAAUAUUUGUAAAAUAAUGUGACACGCCGGGUAAGUUGAUUGCUCAGAUAAAAUUAAAUUAUAGAGUUCAAGGAGAGUCCCAAAUAUAUGAAGUUUUUUUCAAAACUGACUUCUUUUGUCAUUGACAUGACACCAAAACCGUUACAAGUUUUGUUAAUCUUGAUACUGUGAUGGCAGUUCGGGCCCUUCAUGGUUUUCUACUUACAGAAAAUUCCCUUUUUUCCUUGCAUUGAGUCAAAUUCUGUCUCUUCUUACAAAAUAAUCAAAGAAAUGAUUGUACAAUUGAUUAGUGUUUCCGCGUUGGCAUCUCAAUGUUUAACGAAACGUUCAAAUAACUGUCACUUUAAAGGGGGAAUACCGCUAGAUUCCCCGAUGGGACAUAUAUGUAUGGUAAAGUAACAAAAAAGUUUUUAUUUGUUUAAACUUCAUAUUUUUGGGGCCUUUACAGUGUUUAAUUUUUAUUUUCUGCCCCCCUUGAUAACUACGGGAUAACUGUAUACUAUGCAACUUUGUACAAAUAACCAUUAAAUUAAGAGCUCAAU
Molecule: messenger RNA, 3419 nt
Organism: Papilio machaon (common yellow swallowtail)
Lineage: Eukaryota; Metazoa; Arthropoda; Insecta; Lepidoptera; Papilionidae
Gene: Nbr
Product: exonuclease mut-7 homolog
Exons: 1
Coding region: 103-2610 (835 amino acids)
Biological process (GO): nucleobase-containing compound metabolic process
Molecular function (GO): 3'-5' exonuclease activity; nucleic acid binding
Source: RefSeq, a predicted model, not a curated record